This is a messenger RNA of Penicillium cinerascens, 3072 nucleotides long. RefSeq lists its product as uncharacterized. NCBI's taxonomy places the organism in Eukaryota, Fungi, Ascomycota, Eurotiomycetes, Eurotiales, Aspergillaceae. The coding region runs from base 1 to 3072 and encodes 1023 amino acids. The transcript is spliced from 3 exons. The record is from RefSeq and is a predicted model, not a curated record.
AUGGCAACAUUCGGAAAAUUGACGGCCGCUCUGAUGAGUGCGUCGCAGGAGAACACUCUCGCGUUGGCUAAUCUGAACUUCGAUUUCACGCUCAUGAAGUGGGAAGCCCCUACAGAAUAUCGAGGCCUUGGGGAUUGUUUGUCGACAAAGCGCAAGCGAACCGCUGAGGAUGGUCCGUUGCAUGUUACGGCUCGGAAACUCAGUGCACUUUUUGAGUCGGAGAUUCCUCAAGUUCCGCACUUAAUCCGUGCAUAUGGGAAGCGUAGCUCAGAGAUUGCAAAGAUGCCUACUAUCAAUCCACAAGCUAGCCAGUCCACCGGCGUAUUUGCGGAUUACGUCGGUGCCGAUGGUGCAACAAUCUGGGCUACUGCAACAUCAGGCGAGGGUGCAGUUACCAUUCAUCUUCUUGCGUGUCUCUUAGCGCGCAUUUGGACACGGUCAGAAGCUGUGUCAAUAUGGAGUGAGCUUGUGGAGACACGGAAAGAGCUCCUUUAUCAAAAGACUCACUCUCACGGUUCUUCGUUUCAAAUUUCUGACGCAACCGCGUCUCGAAUCGACGUCACGAGAGAUCAGUUAGCCAGUUGGGACGCUAGCGCGCGUGACUGGAAGGCCGGUCUUAUGUAUAGGGUGCUGAUAUGGCUAUUUAGUUCCUGGUUACAAGCUGCCGAUGAGGCAAAGAGAUUGCAGCAAACACAGCUAAAGCUUGUAUUAGACAACAUCUCGAUUCCUGUUAGCACCAAGCCUAAGCUGUACGACGCCAUAAUUGAGGCAUGGAAGGUGGCCAUGUGUGCACUGGAUAAUCUCAUUCUUGGGCAGGCUCAGCGAAUCCAGAGUGGAGAGGUCCUUUUGGGCCUCUCGUCGUGGCACCUGUACCCUGAUCUAUCCGUACUGGAUGGCAAGCAGCAUCACAUCAAACAAGGCGAUCCGUUGAUUAGCUCUGGUGGAAUCGUCACGAUUGGUUUGAAAAAUCGGCCCGAACAACUCGACGAGGGAAUAUUUUGGUCUCUCCCACUGGCUCAUUUGCGAUUCUACGGUGACCCGGUCAUUGCGACUUGCCGAACGGGCCUCCGCGAAUCCCAAAUUACCUUCAAUCAAUUCCAAGCGGUUGUUCUUGGUAGUGUGUUGAGUAGCUGGAACUUCCUAGAUCCAAAUAUUGAACUCCCGUGUGAGAUAAUAAACAUUCUUGGUCGAUCAUUACCACCAGGUGCCUCGUGCGGAGACCUGGGGUGGCUAGGAAUUCUAUUCGAAACAACAAAGCUCCUGCAGAAUGCCAAGAACCCGGAGAAGGACGAGCUACACCGUCUUGUCCGUUUCGGUCAGAGGCGGUGCGCUGGUUUUAUUUCGGAUCAGAACGCAAGGCCUCCACCAGUUUUCGGCCUAGCUAACCUUGAAAAUGUGUUGUUAGCAGCCAUCGAUCGCCAGCGAGCAAAAGAAUUCCUUCACAACUGGGCAGCUGCUCGUUUUCCAAAGAACAUCUUGCAGUGUGCUGUCGUCAGAGACUGGGCAGCAAAGUACCAGAAAGCGCGAUAUAGCAAAUUAAUAGCACAAAAUGCGAGGCCAAAAAAGAGAUCCAGAGAAGGCGUGCUACAGACUAACGCUCAUGGAAUCUAUACUGAAUGGCUUUCUGACGAUGAACUCGACAGAGAUGAUGGUCGAGGAUACAACAUUGAUCAGGAUUAUGAGGAUGACCAUGGAGAAUAUUACGAAAGUCGCACACUUGAUACUAUAUUUAUUUCUCCGGAGCCAGAUGCGGCCCCCGAGGAAUUCCAGUUUCUGUGUGGAAUGGAGUCUCUCGGCAUUUAUGUUCCGACAUCAGUCCCGAUAUUAAAAGGGUUUGUUGAAGAAACACGGUUAUUGGAUUUUGAAAGGAAUGUUUUGCAUCUAAGUGAUCUUCGGGCCUGGUUCAGGAGCGGAUCGGUGGACUUUAGGGUCGUGGCACGGAAGUUACAAUCCACAACUCAAAUUCCACGAUACCAGAACUACUUCGACUCCUUGAGAGCUUUCUCCAAGGCUCACGAAAUAUAUUCUUACUUGCCCGGUGCCCGGGUGGAUCUCCGACUUACCGACCAUUCUAUGCGUUCUCAAUGGUGGAGCGCGACCACCCGCAUACAGGGCAAUAUGUCUCUUGGAAGAACAUUUAGUUGCAUUGCUUUGUUUGAAACCGGCUAUCUGGAUAUUGAUCCGGACUCAUUCAAAGAUGCCUUGGCGAUCUGUUGCGAUAAUUCGAUAUUCGUUGCAUCCCUGUUACUCCGCGACCCACUGGAAGAGGCUGCGAAUACACACGAAAAUGUUUGUCGCAUCACGGGAAAUAUUGGAAAACCUGGCUUUGCUAUCUUGAUUCCACCGUCAGAUCCCAAAAUUAAGAAAAUUGAUUAUUCCUCAUGGAAAGCCAUCGAUCAUCAACCAUUUGAUGGCCGAUUGCUUGAUAGCUUUUCAGCUUCAUCGUUACAUCUUUCACUUACUGGAUAUGAGCUAGCAUUGGAUGUCGGCCAUCGUGGGGCGCGCGAUCACGACUGCAUUUUUGUUGAGACUGCGAUAUCGCUAAUCGACAGUGGGGAAUGGAUGGCGGAUCUAGAUAUAAUAAAAGCCCAGUCAAACUGGCAAAAGGUUCAUUCCAGGGCUCAUUUGUGUGAUCAUGAUCAGAAUUACCCACCUGGCAUUAGUCUCGAUGAUCUGGGAUUCUUGACCUCGGCAGAUAAUUGGUUUGACCUUCUGGAUCGCCCUUUGUCCCAUUGCAUUGUGCGUUCCCGGGGUAAUACGAUGGCGCGACUCGCCGCUGCCAGCAUUGCGGUGCAGAAGGGAUACAAAUUCAAGAUUCUCUCAACUAAGGCUUGUUUGACAUGCGUUUCUUGGGAAAUCCAUGCCGCGAUACAGGAGGGAGAUAAUUCUAAUGAUGAGGCCGAGGGAUUGAACGACGAUCAAUCACAUGAAACUGAUCAUGAAGAGUCGCCAAUACAUGACUUCCAGCAUCUCCUCCCUUCCCUGUUUCCUGGCCUUGAAGCAGAAUCCUUCCAAUUUAAUUCUCUUGAGCCAAGAUCUUCUGAAAAUCGGCGAAUUGUUUUCAUAUGUUGA